AUGAUGGCCAAAUGCGAACUGGGCACUGCGAUUGGUGGUAUUACUGUACCAACCAAAUAUCCAAGCCUUGAUGUUGGUAUGAUUUAUAUAGGUGUUGUUGUGUCUAUAGAUGAUCUUUUAUUCUCUAUAUUGGCUACAAGACCUAGCUUUUGUCACUAUGUUGUGAUACUUCCUGUUGGAUAUUUAAUGUUAUACACAGAUGCAAAUGAACAUAUCUAUCAAAUUAAUCUGAAUACAAACAAACAAGCUAUUUUACUUGAUAACUCACGCGGUUCAGCUACUACUUGUGGCUUAGUUUAUGAUUCGACAAAUAAUGAGAUUUAUUUCUUUGGUGUACAAUUGAUGCAUAGUCGUCCAGAUGGUACACAAUUAAAAAAUAUAACUUAA
This is a messenger RNA of Didymodactylos carnosus, 387 nucleotides long. The record is from the annotation of a GenBank genome assembly. Lineage: Eukaryota; Metazoa; Rotifera; Eurotatoria; Philodinida; Philodinidae.